Molecule: messenger RNA, 1686 nt
Organism: Rotaria sp. Silwood1
Lineage: Eukaryota; Metazoa; Rotifera; Eurotatoria; Philodinida; Philodinidae
Source: the annotation of a GenBank genome assembly
AUGUCCAUGCUUAUCAAAGGUCUUAAAUAUAUUCCACCAUGUCAAAGUCGAUUCUCACGUCAAUCUAUUGAUGCUAUUGUCAAUGAACAAUACAAGACUUUGUAUUCCAUUGUUCAAGGUUGCCUUGGUGAUCAUCGUAUGCAGCUCGUAGAGCCACGUGAAAAGGAAGGUUUUUCAUCCUUGAAACGAAUCCUCUAUGAACUUCAAUCCAAAAAAUUACCACGUAAACUAGGAAUUCGUGCUCGACGUGAACGCAAAGUAGUACGAAGUAUUAUAAAAAUUUUACGUCAACGACCCGACAUUACUGUUCGUCGAACUGACAAGAGUAAAGUAUUUUAUGUAGGUAAUGCUACAGUUUUUGCCGAGAAAGCAUCAAAAUAUAUGAUCGAAACAGAAGCUUAUCAGGAGAUCUCGAACGACCAUUGUAUUUUAUCGGAAAAUCUUCAUUUGGUUACUACUCUUCUAGCUUCUCUUUCAAAAAAGGGUGCUAUUAAUCAAGAGCAACAUAAGAACAUGUCUCCGAAAACAGUUGCAUUAGAAUUGGCACAUCUUCAUUUUAUCCCAAAACCACAUAAACCUGAUACACCAUUACGACCGAUUGUAGCAGCUAUUCAUAUACCAGCAACAGAAGUGUCCAAAUUUCUUAAUGAUCUAUUAGCCCCUGUAUUUCUACGUGUUGCACGAAAGACCACUUUUAUUAAUGGUAUUGAUCUUGUUCGAGCAUUAGAAAAAUAUGUUACCGAUGGUCAGUUAAAACCAACGACCUUGUUUAUCACUUUUGAUGUUGAAAAUCUGUAUACAAUGAUCCCACGACAAGGUGAUUUAGAGGCAUUAAUGCAAUUUCUUGAACGACAUUUACACAACAAGAAAAUUGGAACAUUGCGCAUUGAUGAUAUCAUGAAAAUGGCUCGUCUCGUAUUGGAUACAAAUAUUUUUACCUAUGAAAAUAAAUAUUACCGACAAAUACGUGGUGAAGUUAUGGGAUCUGCCUUUACACAAACAUUAGCCAAUAUUUAUAUGUUAGAUUGGAAACAAAAAUUAAUACAAGAUCAAGAUGCAGACAAAGAAAUAUACGGACGAUAUAUUGAUGAUGUAUUUAUGACAACAAACUCAACAUUCGAUCAAGUUAAAGAAAAAUUAGAAAAUGCUCAUAGAAAAGAUCCAAAUAUUCGAAUUUCAUAUUCCAUUCAAUCUACCAUCGACUUUCUCGAUGUCACAGUCAGCAAUGAUAAUGGUCAAUUGAAAACAACGAUCUUUCAUAAACCAGCCGCUGAACCCUAUAUACUACCUUACACAUCCGAUCAUCCACGAAAUGUUUAUCAUAAUAUACCAUAUGCAGCUCUAUCGAGAGCGGCAAGAAUCUGCUCGAAUGUUGAAGAUUUUGACAUAGAACGCAUUCAAAUUGACCUAUCGUUAUUACUAAACGAGUAUCCACCUUCAUUCGUUUCUAAACAUUUUCAUCGAUUCUUCCAACUCAACCAGGCAAUGCCCGUAUUAGAACGGCUUGAUUCAGACGUGUACCACGAAAUACAUCAAAAUUUACUGCAUUCACCAACAAGAAAAGAAAAACAAUUACAAGAGACAACCGAAGAUCUUGAUGCUUUACCUGAAAUAUUACAGAAAAAAAACCUUGGGAUUCGAAUGUCAUGUAUGCAAAAUAUAACUUCGAAAGUGGACCAAGAUUAG